Molecule: messenger RNA, 5412 nt
Organism: Microplitis demolitor
Lineage: Eukaryota; Metazoa; Arthropoda; Insecta; Hymenoptera; Braconidae
Product: N-acetylneuraminate 9-O-acetyltransferase
Exons: 11
Coding region: 256-2637 (793 amino acids)
Source: RefSeq, a predicted model, not a curated record
CGCCACAACAGUUGGAAACCCAAUAGCGAGCGUCCUGCUUCUAUCUAGCCUUCGUGGUAAAUAGAAUAAGAUUACAUAGAGAUAAUUUUACAUUGAAUUAUUUUGCAACAUAAAUAUAUUUAAUAUUGAUAUAUUUGCAUAGAAAUCUAGUUAAGAGAGUUGAGUUGUAUGUUGGUAGAGUAUUAUGCAUAGAGAAGUAAAAAGUACGCUUCUAACCAGAAAAUUUAUCUUUGACAAAAUUCAAAUAAAUUCUUGAUGACUGCAGCUGAGCAUUUUAUUAGUUUAGUAACUGUAGCGAGCGCGAAAAAACUUGCUGCUUUUUUAGUUAUUUGUUUUAUCUUCUACCAUGGGAUGAUACAUUUAAUUUAUGGUAGUGAUUCCUGUAAAUGGUUAUUAAAGGAAGGUCGAUAUAAAGGAGACAGAGAAUGGCAACCUUACGGUUGCAUGAUGCAUCACUAUACGCAAACAGACAGCAGAAGGUGUUUCCGAUAUUUAGCGUUUAUGCGCCACAAAAAUCAUUUUGUAUUUAUCGGAGAUGCACGUACUCGGCAGCUGUGCAAAUCUUUUAUUUCACAGUUUACAGUUGAUGGAAAAGGAUUAGAUUCCACAGAUGUACUUCAAGCAGCGAAUUUAAAUUUUAAAGAUGCUAAAUUAAAGCUAGAAGUUCAAUUUCUAUGGCGGCCACAGCUGAAUAUAUCAAUGAUCAAUGAUUUUCAAAACUGGAUGAAUGGAGAUGCUCCAUCAAUGAUAAUUGCCGGUUGUGGAGCUUUUGAUAUUCUUACAAGCAAUGCAAGUGAUACUAAUUUGUAUACAAAUUAUAGUUCUGGGCUUAUUAAACUCGUUCGACCAGCUGAGGUAUUGGCAAAGAAAGGCACGCAGUUUCUUUGGAUGUUGCAGGACCCCAUAGUCAAUGAAAAUUUACCAGCUUAUCUUGCUAGUAUUGAUAACAAACAGAUAAAUAUCUGUAACAAAGCAGCGGUUAAAGUAUUGAUGAACAGUAAAGCUCAUUUAUGGGAAAGUAGUAAAUUAAUAGGGCAAGGAGUCUUAGAACAAAGUCCUGAUGGAUAUUUAUCGAGUCCACUUUCUCUACGGCACAAAGUGCAAAUUUUGUUAAAUACCUAUUGCAAUGAUUACAUGAAUUUUGAUGACGGAACUUGCUGCAGUAAUCUGGAAGUUACAACAACAUUACAGCUCGUUACUCUUUUGACUCUGAUGUUUUGGAUUAUAAUUGGAGCAAGCUUAUGGCUUUAUAAAAAAGUAUGUUAUAAAAAAGCUGAGGCGUUAUAUUUAAGAGUUGCCUCUGACGAAAUUGGGAGAACAGUCGAUUCGAAUGCAUCGGAAGUUGCACAAAAUGAAUCACCCCAACAAGAUUUUUAUACGUUGAUUACAUCUUUGGCAAUAUUUUCAUGUAUUUUAGCAUAUUUUUAUUUAUGUGAUCGAACAAAUUUUUUUAUGAAAGAAAAUAAAUAUUAUAGUGAGUUUAGUUUUUGGUUGCCACUGGGAUAUAUUUUGGCUCUAGGUCUUUUUUUUACUGAAGACUGUGAAAGAGGCCCUCGAGCUCUUAAUAGAGAGCAAACAGAUGAGUGGCGAGGUUUAAUGCAGUCAGUCGUUUUAAUAUAUCACGUGACAGGAGCAAAAAAUGUUUUGCCUAUAUACAUGCACUUAAGAUUAAUUAAUUCUGCGUACUUAUUUCUUUCUGGAUAUGGACAUUUUUGCUAUUUUUGGCAGACAGGGGAUGUUUCACUCGUACGUUUUGCAAGAGUUCUUUUCCGUUUAAAUUUACUUACCGUUUUACUCUGUCUUUUAAUGAAUCAGCCUUACCAGUUUUAUCAUUUUGUACCACUUGUAUCUUUUUGGUUUUUAAUUGUGUACAUUUUAGCUUGGUUACCACCCAGAGUUCACUCAGGAAGCUUAGCUGAAUAUGGUUCGCGUGCAUUAUUUUAUUUAGCAUUGAAGCUUCUAGGACUUGUUUCAGUGAUAACUAUCCUCUAUAUGUCCGAGGUUUUUUUUGAAAAAGUUUUUGUUACAAGACCAUGGAAAGCUCUUUUCGUAACGACUGAUGAUGAUAUCCGGGAGUGGUGGUCUCGUUGGAGAGUUGAUAGAUACAGUGUGGCUUUUGGGAUAGCUUUUGGAGGAGGACUUUUAGCUCUUCAACGGAUUGAUCACAUUCCUGGCAAUGCUCUAACUCCUUUAAUAGCGCUUAUUUCACUUGCAGCUUAUACAGCGUUUACGUUAUUAUGUGUAUCUGUUUCUGAAUGCGAAGAAAUUCAUUCUUACAUCGUAUUUAUACCGAUUAUUGGAUACAUUAUAUUAAGGAAUUCUUCACUCGCUCUAAAAGGAAGGUAUUCUGUACUUUUAGCAGGACUUGGGAAAAUAAGUUUAGAAACUCUCGUCGGACAAGGACAUGUUUGGCUUGCCGCCGACACUCAUGGAGUUCUUGUGCUCCUUCCAAGAUUUCCAGUUCUUAAUUUACUCAUUACUUCUUUCAUUUUUAUAUGUGCUAGUCAUGAGAUUCAUGAGUUAACACUUAUUCUUGCGCAAUAUGCAGUUCCCAAUGAUUGGAGAUUAGUGGCUCGUAAUUUUUUAGUAUUCACUGCAGUCUUAGUUCCCAUUGGUAUUCAUGAUGGAAUGUUUUGAUGUAAUUUUAUUUUUUAUAAUAUAAAAAUUACUGAUUUUUCUGAGAAUUUUCGCAAAAAUACUCCUCAUACGUGUAAAAAGAAACUUUUAUAUUUUACCAAAAAAAAAUUUUAAUUCAUACAAAUAAUAAGAGCAAAAUGUUCAAUUCUUUGUUGUUUCAUGUUUUAUAAUAAUUGAUCUAAAUCUAACCAAAAAAAAUUGUCUGACAACAAGAAUGGAAGAUUCAUGGACAUGAUAAAUAGUCUAUCAUUUGCGCAAUCGCACGCUCUGUCGAUAUCUAUGAUUUUCAUUAAAGUCGGUUAACAGGCAGAUAGACCAUAGUGGUGAAAAUGGUUGACUUGGCAUCAGUAAGUCAUAGAAUGGAUAUUCAACACAAAAUAGAUAAAUUAAUCAAAUAUAUAAACAGAGCCUGCAGUUUUAUUUACACUGAGAGAAAAAUGCAUAGUAGCCCGAACUACAACGUUACAAGUAUUAAAUAUUAGUUCUGUGAACUAGUUUUUGUAGUCACUGGUACUACACGGUAGUACUCAAAACUAAUAUACAAAAUAACAACACCAACUAUUCUUUGCGAACAAUAUUUACCUGGUUACAACAAUUAUAAAAAAAUUGUCUUCGCUACUUAAGAUGUAAUUGUAAUAAUAACUACGUUUUAUAGUUUGUGUCAACAAAUUAAAAUAGUUUUAGUAACUACUUCGGCUUAAUCAAUGUUGAGUAGUUGAUAUAACUUGGAAAAGAAGUUAUUGCAAGCAGUAUUCCCGGGAAAAAAUGUUCAGACAUGAUCAUGUAUGAUUAAUCCUGAAAUUAGACAUGAUCAUGUCUGUUCAUGUCUGAUAUCAGAUAUGGCCAUGCCUGUUCAUGCGUGUUCACGCAUGAUCAUGUCUGAAGCGUUGAAUACAUUCAGGCCUGAUGAUGUCUGUUCAUGUCUGAUGUCAGAUAUGAUCAUGCCCGUUCAUGCAUGAUCAUGCCUGAAACGUUAAAUACUUCAGGCCUGAUCAUGUAUGACCGUGCUGGUUCAUGUCUGACUAAGCAUAAACAGACAUGAUCAUGUGUGAGGCGUUAAAUAUGUUCAGAACUGAUCAUGCAUGACGUCAAUGCUAGCUUGAUAAGAAGCUAGCAUUGUAUCAAUUUUCUUAGAUCCAAAUAAAGCACUUAAUUCCGUACACCGGCAUUAAAUUGGCACUUAAUUAGCAUUGAAUUAAUAAACGAAAAUCAUGCGAUUCUGCUCAAAUGAUAAUGCUAGCUUUACAGACGUCAUACGCCUCGUAUUGAUAAAGUCCAUUCUAGUUUUGCUCGAUCAAGAGAAAUCCAGUCUGAAAAAUAAAAUCAUCGAAGCUCCGUCACGCUAAGACCCGACUUUGAGAUUUAAUUUUAAUUUUUACUACUUUAAUCUACAAACGGUGUACUGCGAAAUAUUACAAAAAAUUAAUUAGAUUAAAAAAUUUAUUUAUUGCAGGCAAUUUCUUUACGUAUUUAUAUAAAUACACUGGUCCCAAAAAUUAAAGGAUAUAAAAAAAAUUCUAAAUUUUUGGGUGAUUUUCAACAUGCUAUAACUCGGCGAAAAAUGGUCGAAGAAAAAAAUUAAAAAAAGCAAAUUGUAGCCUCAAGUCUCUAGUUUCUAGAUCUGGACCUCAAAUUUUUUAUCAUGCACGGUUCCAGAGUAAUCUUAAGAAAUCCGACGAAAAAAAAAUAUUCAAAAUUUUUGCUCGUCUUUCAACAAAUCUAUGGACUUCAAUAAAUUUUUUUGGAUGAUCUAACUUUAUGACUCUUUUACGAAAUUUUAUGCCCUUUAAUUUGGUGGCCUCAAAAAGUCUCUUCGACGAUUUCGCGCCGAGUUAUCAUUGAUCAAAGCAAAAAAGUCCAUUUUGGCUUUGAUAAUCAAUAACUUCGACAUAUUGGUCAUACAGAGAAUGGAAGUAGGGUUUUGAAAACUGGAAAACAUUCUCUAUAAGACAAAAUUAUUGGGUUUUGAUAGAAAAAUUUUUUUAGGAUAGACGGUGUGGUUUAAUAAGUUAUAGAUCAAAUUGAACGGAAUAUAGUAUAGUGCCGAAUAACUCAACUGGUAGAGCACUCAGCGCGAUAGCGACAUGGUCUGGGUUCGAUUCCCAGUUCGGGCUAUCUAUAUUUUUCUCAAUUUAUCUAUAAAUUGUCUUAUUGAAAAAGUUUGCAUCAAUAUGUAGCUCAGUAAGUUAUAGAUCAAAUUGAACGGAAUAUAGUAUAGUGCCGGAUAGCUCAACUGGUAGAGCACUCGUCGCGAUACUAACAUGGUCUGGGUUCAAUUCCCAGUUCGGGCUAUCUCUAUUUUUCUCAAUUUAUCUAUAAAUUGUCUUAUUGAGAAGGUUUGCAUGUUUAGGUUUCCACUAUAUUAAAUUUUCAAAAAUUUUUUUUUUUUUUUUCAAAAUUUUUUCUGUCGUUGUAUCCGCGAUGAUUUAUCGUUGUCAAAAAAAAUUCCUCAAUUUUUUUUUACCGCUGACAUGUGUAUAAGAAACGUAAAUCCGACCGAGCAACUUCCACGUAGUACGCUUUGGGUAAUGCUAAUGCCGGCGGUAAAAAAAAAUUGAGGAAUUUUUUUUGACAAUGAUAAAUCAUUGCGGAUACAACGAAAGAAAAAAUUUUGAAAAAAAAAAAUUUGACUUGAGGCUACAAUUUGCUUUUUUUUAAUUUUUUUCUACGACCAUUUUUCACCGAGUUACAGCAUGUUGAAAAUCACCCAAAAAUUUCGAAUUUUUUUUCUAUCUCUUAAUUUUUGGGACCAGUGUAAUGAUAUUAUAUGAGUUA